AGGAAGUCCCCUCCCAGUCUUUCACCGUGCACACGGCUUCAUUGUGUGGAAUGCAAUGCCAGCUGAGGCAGUCAUGCCAACUUUUCCGAUUUAAUAUCUUGACAACAGAAUGUGAUUUGUAUGACGGAAUUGCCUUCAGAAAAAUCUCCAACGUGACUGGAAACCGGUUCUUUCAGAAAAUGCCAAGCAGUUGUGUGACCGGUCAAGACGAAUGGUUUCCCGAGUAUCAAACUUGCAUUUGGAUACCAACGUACGUUUAUUCAUAUGAAGAGGCAAAAAACAAAUGUGAGGCUGUGGGGAAAGACCUGAUGGGAACAGAAAAUUUCUCGCUUAUUCGGCACCUUAUAAAUAUCAUAAACGCAAAAGAUAUAUACGUAUAUUCCCGACGGAUUGGUGCCAAUAAAUACCAGUGGAGUAACGGGACUAUGAUCCCACCCGCACAAUGGUGUCCUUAUCAGCCAAAAGAAAGCAAGGACUGUGUUGGAGUUGUAAUCGACAGGAGCUGGUGUCCCGAUGGUGGACUGGAUGACAUCCAUUGUAACAACAUUUAUCGAUUCUUCUGUGUGUAGAAGAAAAGAAUACUGUAAAUUUGUACUAAAAUGCGAAGAACUAACAUCCGCCUAAAAUCACAAGAUGUACACCUUGCCAAUUCUUAAAGUUCGCAUGUAUCUAUUUUUCUGACAACUGUAUUGUAAUACAGAGACUCAGUGGUCA
Messenger RNA from Magallana angulata, 714 nucleotides. RefSeq lists its product as uncharacterized. NCBI's taxonomy places the organism in Eukaryota, Metazoa, Mollusca, Bivalvia, Ostreida, Ostreidae. The record is from RefSeq and is a predicted model, not a curated record. The transcript has 3 exons. The coding region runs from base 51 to 569 and encodes 172 amino acids.